AUGAAUUUACCAAAAAUCUCAUUUUUUGAUGAUCCUAAAUCUUAAUUAUGGAUUAAGGAUGUCAUUUAGAUAUCAGAUCCAAUUAUUAGUGGGACUUUGAUCAAAAAUUCAAAGAAAGGGGUUUAAAAAGAGAUCAAUUACUUUAUAUAAGAUGGAAAGUUUGCAAAUAAUAAGAAAUAUAUUGAUCUUUAAAAUGUGACAUUGGAUAAACUUAAGAAUUAUGGUUUCAAAUUGACUAGGAAUAGAAAAACGAUUGAGUUGUUUGCCCAUAAUGAAUAAGCAUAAAUAGUAUGGUAUGAUUAUAUGAAAUCGUUUUGCAUUUAAAGAGGCUUUAAUAAUGUAUACUCUAUAAACAAAUUGAUAGGGAAGGGUAAUUUUGCAAAGGUAAUAUGUAAUAUGAUAUGUAAUAAGGUUUAUAGUGCAUAAAAAAAGAGUGAUCAAUCAUUGUACGCUGUUAAGGCAUUUGACAAACUGAAAUUUUAAGACAUUCGAAUUGAUAAGGUAGAAAUGAAGAUUUACAUAUUAUAAGCCUGCAUUAAUAAAGGAGUUAUCCAUAAUGAGAAAGAUGGAUUUUCGAGGAGUGAUCAAAUUGUAUGAAGUAUAUGAAAAUGACAAUUACAUUUUUUUGGUUUGUGAAUUAUUAGAAGGAGGAGAACUCUUUAAUUAGAUGAAGGGUAAGGCUUACGAUGAGAAGACUGUGGCCAAUAUCAUGUAUAGAAUCUUGUAAUCUAUUGAUUACAUACAUUAAAUGGGUGUAUUACAUAGAGAUAUAAAAGUACAUUAUUUGAGUCAUAGUAGCCUGAAAACCUCAUAUUACGUACAAAAGGAGAUAUGACUGAUGUUGUAAUAGCAGAUUUUGGUUUAGCAGAUUAUUAUAAUCCAUCCGGGGAUUAUAUGUUUAAACGUUGUGGUACUCCAGGAUAUGUUGCACCUGAAUUAUUACAAGAUAAAAUAUAUGAUUUCAAAGUAGACAUAUUUAGUGCAGGAGUAUUAAUGUUUAUAAUGCUAACUGGUGCAUCACCAUUUAAAGCUAAAUCUUAUGAUGAGAUUGUUAUGAAGAACUACCAUUGUUAAAUUGAAUAUAAUUUAAUUAACAAUCAUCCUCUCAGUGAAGAAGCAAUUCAUUUAUUAAGAGCAUUACUUGAAAAGAAUGCUGAUCUAAGAAUAAGUACAGAAUUGGCUUUAUAACAUUAAUGGUUUUAGAAGUAGGCUGAUUAUCAAUUACAUCUGUAAUUAUAUAUUAUCUUAUAGUAAUAACAAGUGAAGAAAAUUUACCAAGACACAAAAGAAAUUCUGAUUUAUAUGCCAGAACACCAUUAAUGGGUUAAGAACUCAAUUAAUCAUUAACAUCAACUCCUCUUAGUGUGACUCCAUAAAUGAGAAGUAAAUCAAAUACAGCUGAUAUAAAUCGAGAAGAAUAAAAUGGAAAUACAUUUAGAUAAUAGAGUUAGUCAGUAAAGGUUUAGAAACAAGAAUGCAUUUUAGAAGAAAACGAUUAUAAUGUUAAUGAGGAUGAUGAUAUUCCUCGUAGUAACCAAAUAAAAAUGUAUUAAAUCUAACCUAAAUUAAAAAAAAGUAUUCUUUUACAGAGUAAUAUUUUUAGAUUAAGAAGAUUAAUAGAAAUACAAUGUGGAUAAUGCAAAUAGCAUUCGUGGUUCACUCAAAUAAGCUUUUUGAAUAAUAUAUUUAAUUUACAUAAUUUUGUAAUUAUAAGAAUGUUUUCUUAUUUACCUUCCAAAGUCAAACAUUUUUUUAAUUGGGAAUUACAAGAGUAUAUUGGAACAUAAUAUGAUGGAACAGAAACAUUUAAUCCUUUUUCAAGUCCAUUCAAUAGGAUUAUAAAUGCUGCAUGGCAUACUAAUCCAGAUUCAACACAUCAUCAUACUAUAGAUUAUAGAUUAAUUAAAGCUAUUUGUGAUAAUGAUAUCAAUGAAGCUAAAUUAGCUAUUGAUUAAAAUCCUAAUUCUAUAUAAUCAACAAAUUAUGAAUUUACUCCUCUUUCUUUAGCUGCUUCAUUAAAUCGUACAGCUAUUAUAGAUUAUUUAUUAUUAAGAGGAGCAUAAAUUGAUGAAAUUGAUAAUCAAGGUCGUACUCCUCUUAUUUAAGCAGUUAUUAAUUGGCAAAUUGAAGCUAUUAAAACCCUUACUGAAAGAGGUGCAUAGAUAGAUAAAAAAGGAAAAUAUGGUUAUAAUGCAAUAGAUUUAGGUUAUAAUAAAUAAUAUAAUUAGCAUAAAUAAGGGGAUAUGAAUAGAUAACUAAAUUUUUGAUUUCAUAAAAUAAUAGACAUCUUAAAUUUACAUAUCCUAAAUUUGAUGUGACUCUUAAGAUAGAGAAAUAAAUAGAACAAUAUAAAGAGAUUACUAAAGAUAUUGAAAAUGUAGUAUUUGAACCUAAGAAAUUGCCAUUCAAUAAUUAUUAAGGAUUAUAUUAGAUUAAUUUAUUAUGA
Messenger RNA from Paramecium pentaurelia, 2446 nucleotides. Lineage: Eukaryota; Ciliophora; Oligohymenophorea; Peniculida; Parameciidae. The record is from the annotation of a GenBank genome assembly.